Molecule: messenger RNA, 2877 nt
Organism: Chlamydomonas reinhardtii
Lineage: Eukaryota; Viridiplantae; Chlorophyta; Chlorophyceae; Chlamydomonadales; Chlamydomonadaceae
Exons: 4
Coding region: 83-2392 (769 amino acids)
Biological process (GO): ceramide biosynthetic process; sphingolipid catabolic process
Cellular component (GO): endoplasmic reticulum; membrane; cell periphery
Molecular function (GO): glycerophospholipase activity
Source: RefSeq, a predicted model, not a curated record
AUAAUUACAGAAGCGUUGCCCGGAGCUGUGAAAACUGAACAAAGGAAGCAGCUGUUAGAGACGCUUUGCCCGCCUUUUUCUCAUGGAGAUUGAACAUGAAACAUGUCAUUGGAAGAAAUUGAAGCCCGAUGUCAUUAGGAAGAUAGCGUCGUUUGCAGAACCUAGCCAUGCUGCGUGCAGCAUCAAACUUGUCGACACCGACACAGCAGCGGCUUUGCGAGGAAUUUACAACCUUAUUACGCUUGGUCAGAAGCACACCGGAAACAGCGGCGAGCCCCAUCGGGCCAAGCAGCCGUGGCCCGUGUAUGCCUUCGUGGCGCACUGGGGCUGCCCCGAGCCCUGGCGCUCACUCAGCCUACCCCAGCGCGAGCGGCUGCUGUGCCUGGCCGCGUCCUCGGGCCACGCGCCCAGCCUGGAAGCGGCCCUGGCGCAGUGCGGCUGCGCCCUGAAGCCGGAGGUGCUGACGGCGGCCGCCGCAGCCGGCAACCUGGCGAGCUGCGAGAGGCUGCUGCAUGAGGGCUGCUCCUUUGACCGGGCUGCGCUGAAGGAGGCGGCUCGCGGCGGCCACCUGCAAGUGCUGCAGCUUCUGAUUAGAAACCUGGGCUUCGAAAAUGAGGCCUUGUCAGUUGUGAGGCCAAGGAGGCAGCAGGAAUGGAAGUGGGACUGCUUCGGGGAGGCGGCGGAGGGCGCCUGCGCCGGCGGCCAGCCCCACAUACUGGACUGGCUGCAGCAGGCGCACGGCUACAACCUCCGAGCGCCGGAUGUUUUGGAAGCAGCACGUGCGGGCCAGGUGGGGCUCUUCGAAGAGCUGCUGACGCGGCCGCUGCUGAUUAAAGUCGAACGGCCGCCAGAGGAUUUGUCGUUUUGGUAUCGCUACAACAUUCGCGGCAACCCGGCGGAUCUGUGGCGGCCGCCGGGCGGCGCCGCGGCCUGGGCUCGCCGGGAAUUGAACUCCAAUCUGCUGUGCGCCAUAGUCCAGGGCUGCCCCUUGGAGGUGUUGGAGCGGCACUACCCCACGCUUUGGUUGCCAGCGAUCCAGUUUUCGUCGCGGGAGCACAUGGCUGAGGCCGCCGUGGGCAGCCCCACACCCUGCUGGGCCGCCAAGCUGGACUUUCUGCUGGACGCCUGGGGACCGGAGGUGGCGGCGCGGGUGUUGGAAGUGGAGCGACCUGGCAGCCUCUGGUCUCUGCUCUACAAGGCGGCACGCCUGCCCGACUUGUGUGCGCGGCUGCGGCACCUGCACAAGCGCGGCGCGCCGCCUAGCCGGGCGGCGGUCGAGUACGCGGUCCGCGGCGGGCACGUCGACGCGCUGGCGUACCUUUUGGACGAGUGCGGGCUGAGUGUGCAGCUUGACGAUGACAGCGUGUGCAAACUGCUCCGACUGGUGAUCAACCGCUUCGCGCCGCGCGGCGUUGCGGCGGUGCUGCAGCUGCUGCGAGACCGCGGUGCGCGGCUGGUCGGCUGGCGGCUGGCGGCGCAGAUCCAAGACCAGGAGGCGCUUUGCUGGCUGGCUGAGAACGCGGCGGAGGACAGCGAGGAGCAGGAGCAGGAGCAGGAGCAGGAGCAGUGGCAGGAGCAGGAGCAGGAGGAGAUGAAGGAGGUGAAGAAGCAGGAUGGGCAGGAGCAGGGGAAUGCAGGGGGCACGGCGGAGGGGGUGCCGCCGGCGGAGGGGCGUGGGCGGCAGCGGCGGGUGACAGCAGCAGUGCGGGUGGCCUGGUCGGGGGCGUUCGGCUGGGCGGCACGGCAAGGGGCUGGUCUGACGCUGCUGCGUGCGCUGCGCGCUCGCGGCGCGGCGAUGGACCUGGGUGCGGUGGCGGAGGGCGGCGGCGAGGAGGCGCUGGAGUGGGCGGCGGCGGAGCUGGAGGCGGAGGGCCGAGCGCCGCAGGCUCUCUCCGUGGCGCAGGCAUGUGCCGUGUUUUGUGCCGGCAACGCCGCCGCUCUUCGCUGGCUGCAGCACAGGCGCCUGCUGCCGCCUGCACCGGCGGGGCCGGCGGGCGCGACGGUGGGCUGGCUGUCGGCCGUGCAGCGCCCCAACAACUCCACAUUCUGGCAUUGGCAGCUCUCGGGCCGUCUGCAGGAGGAGCGGGAGGAGCAGGCGGUGGUGGAGGGGGAGGUGGUGGAUGGGGAAGUGGUGGAGGGCAAGGUGGUAGGGGAGGAGGCGGUACAAGGGGAGAAGGAGGCGGCGGUGGAGGUGGUGCAAGGGCAGGCGCAGGGGCUGGGGCAGGGGCAGGAGAGGGAGGCGGCGCGGGGUGAGGGCGUGUGUGUAUGGGCGGCAACUCUGUCAAGCCUGAGGGCGGAGCUGGCGGCGGCGCCGACGUCAAGCCGCGCAAUAGAGAAGGGCGUGCUGGUCGUGCCGUACCAGGAGCGAUGGCUGCAGGCGCAGGCGUCGUGAGGCGUGUGUGUGUGUGUGUGUGUGUGUGUGUGUGUGUGUGUGUGUGUGUGUGUGUGUGUGUGUGUGUGUGUGUUGCUUUAAGGAGCCUUAAGCUUCACGGUAAUUGGUGUCAAGGAUUUGAGGUGAGUAAGAUAGGCGUCGGGAGGACGAGCCGGGGAGAGGCGGCGGGGCAGUAGUGUGGUUAGGGGCGUCAGGGCCGCAUGCCAUAAAAUGUGGCUGCGGAAUGUUAUGGGCACUGUGCGAAAGAGGUGGUGUGUGUUGCUUUGGAAGGCAGUAGAAGGACGGACCAGAGGCCACAAAGUAGGCAGACAGGGUGUGCGGGCGACCAAGGUUAGCUUCCUGCGUCGGCCAUGCUUGGGGCCCGCGGAGCUUGGGCCCGGCGCCGACGUGUAGGGUGACCGAUGGUGCGGUCGCGCGCCUUUUUGGUCCUCCCUUCGAAGUGGCUGUGUGAAGGCCGGGGCCGAAGGGUGUAAUUACUUCAAAGC